This is a messenger RNA of Spinacia oleracea (spinach), 1232 nucleotides long. RefSeq names its product flavin mononucleotide hydrolase 1, chloroplatic. The coding region runs from base 194 to 979 and encodes 261 amino acids. The record is from RefSeq and is a predicted model, not a curated record. The transcript has 7 exons. NCBI's taxonomy places the organism in Eukaryota, Viridiplantae, Streptophyta, Magnoliopsida, Caryophyllales, Amaranthaceae.
CGUGCCAUUUACAAAAAAACCAAAAUCGGAGGAAAGAGCGAGAAUCACGCCCAGAUUUGUACACUUGAUAAUCGAUUAUCCUCUUCCACAAACUCCUAUAAAUUUGAUUCUCUCUGUUUCCCCUGUUUCUUUCACUGAAUCUCAGACACUCAAAAUUGCGAAUUUAUUACUGUUUGCACGUUUUACUGUUACAAUGAAAAUGGCCCUUCUUUACAAACCCACAAUCUGUUUCCCUCAUAAAUUCUGUCUAGACCCACCAAAAUCAAUCCCCAGAAGUUCAAUAACCAUGAAAGAUAGCAUCAAUAAUACCAAUUUAAACACCAUUGUUGACUCUUCUGCUGCAAUGGAGGAGAGGAAGUUGCCCAUUUUGCUGUUUGAUGUUAUGGAUACGCUUGUUCGUGAUCCCUUUUACCAUGACAUUCCAGAUUUUUUUGGCAUGUCUAUGAAGGAAUUGAUGGAAUGCAAGCAUCCAACUGCCUGGAGUGAGUUUGAAAAGGGAUUGAUUGAUGAGGACGAAUUAGCUAAAAAGUUCUUCAAAGACGGAAGACACCUCGAUGUGGAAGGCCUUAAAGAUUGCAUGAAAAGGGGAUAUUCCUACUUAGAUGGUAUCGAAGAUCUGCUGCAUGCCUUAAAACUAAACAACUACGAAAUGCACGCUUUUACAAAUUAUCCAGUCUGGUACCAAUUAAUUGAGGAUAAGUUAAAGCUAUCAACUUAUUUAUCUUGGACAUUCUGCUCCUGUGCAACAGGAAAAUUGAAGCCAGACCCUGAUUUUUAUAGUGAAGCCUUCAGACACCUUCAGGUUGAGCCCGAAAGCUGUAUCUUUGUUGAUGACAGGAUUAAAAAUGUGGAGGGAGCAGUAAGUGUUGGAAUGGUUGGCUUGCAAUUUAAAGGUGCAGAUGAGUUGCGUCAGGAUCUCUCUCUUCUUGGCAUUAAUAUUUCUGCAAAUGAACUCAAAUACAAUUGGACGAGCUCAUGAAGAUGUAUUACAUUUUCGUUAUCUAUAUUCUUCCACUUUCAGAACUGAUUAGUCACUGAUAUCGUUGCACUGCAAUGAAUAUCUGGUGUUGUCCUUCUGUCCUAUGUGUAUUGUGUGGAUAUAUUAUUUUCUUGGUUUUUCCAGGGGGAAAGGGGGCAGACACUCAUGUAACUCUGUCAUUAUGAAUAUAUAAUUAUUAUCCUGCAGAUUAUGAUUCUGCAUGAAGUUUAUUCAGCUUUCCAAGUUAACUCCA